UUCAUUUAGUGUAUCUGAUGCGUUGCACAAAUUUGCAAUAAAUCAGAUGAAUAAGAGAAGUUGAGCUUUAGGAUUAUAACUGAAUUGAACUGAACUGAAGAACCCAACGAUAACACAUGCAUUUACAGGAGACUCACAAAAAUGACGAAAAUGUCGCCCAGCCACACAAAAACCAGAAAGCCCACGCCAAAGACAAUCGGCAGCACCAGCGCCAAGACCAGCACCAAGACCAGCAUCAGCAGAGACCGCACAUUGAUGGUAGCCCCAAAUAUAUAGAGCAGAACCUAGUGCGAUUGCAGCCCCCGCCCCCGCCGUCAAAGCCGCCGCCAACAAUAGAGCCUGGCUCGCCGCAGGCAAACUUUCUGCAAAACAUUCGCACUGGUGCGAAUCAAGGCCUAGUUGCUGUUGCUGAUAACUCCGAAGAUCGAAGAUUUCAUUAUCCAAAUGCAUUGCAGCGAUCUGCAACAUUGCCAGCGAAACAUAAUCGUCUAGGAGUACGCAGUCGUGUGACCUUCAAGGUGCCAUCAACGGCCGCCCAAACCCCGUCGGCCGUAAUAGAAAAGAGCAGCAUUGUCGCAAGUGGUGCUGGUGGUAACCAAGCAGCGCCAAAGGAGACGACCAAAAUGACGUCCGAGGACCUAUUGCAGCCGGGACAUGUCGUCAAGGAGCGCUGGAAGGUUGUGAGAAAAAUUGGCGGUGGCGGUUUUGGUGAAAUUUACGAGGGCCAAGACCUAAUCACACGUGAGCAGGUGGCACUCAAGGUCGAGUCCGCCCGCCAACCGAAACAGGUGCUAAAAAUGGAAGUGGCCGUGCUGAAGAAGCUGCAAGGAAAGGAACACGUUUGCCGCUUCAUUGGAUGCGGCCGCAACGAUCGCUUCAACUACGUGGUCAUGCAACUGCAGGGAAAGAACUUGGCCGAGCUGAGACGAGCCCAGCCACGGGGCGCGUUUUCCCUCAGUACAACACUCAGGCUGGGUUUGCAAAUUCUAAAAGCAAUUGAGUCUAUACAUUCGGUUGGCUUCCUUCACCGCGACAUAAAACCGAGCAACUUUUCUGUGGGACGCUUGCCAUAUAAUUGCCGGCGCGUUUACAUGCUCGACUUUGGCUUGGCGCGCCAAUAUACAACUGGAACAGGAGAGGUGCGGUGUCCCCGAGCAGCGGCUGGAUUUCGAGGCACUGUGCGUUACGCCUCAAUUAAUGCACAUCGCAAUCGUGAAAUGGGGCGACAUGACGAUCUGUGGUCUCUAUUUUAUAUGCUAGUUGAAUUCGUGAAUGGCCAGUUGCCUUGGCGAAAGAUAAAAGACAAGGAACAAGUUGGAUUGACAAAGGAAAAAUAUGACCAUAGAAUAUUAUUAAAACAUCUUCCGUCGGACCUGAAACAAUUCUUAGAGCACAUACAAUCACUCACGUACGCCGACCGGCCAGAUUAUGCGAUGUUAAUUGGCCUAUUCGAGCGCUGUAUGAAACGCCGCGGCGUUAAAGAGGCCGAUCCGUACGACUGGGAGAAGGUGGACACUGCCACAGUUGGAACCAUAAAUGCAUCGACAAACGCAACCCCAACUCCGGCUAAAAACGAAUAUAUGCACGGCAAUGUUACCCAAAUGACGGUGGCGGCUUCCAAUGCCAGCGGCACAGAAUAUGUACGGAAGCGAAACGAUAUUGAUACUGCUCAGAUGGCGUCAACGGAACCUCUUCAUAUAAAGGAAAAGGUUGAUAAGAACUGCAAUGCAACAAUGACACCGCAAGCGACUGCGGACUGUGCCGUGCAAAAUGUGAAUUCAGGCAAUCAAAAUACAACAUUACCAAAACAGCAGCAACAGCAGCAGCAGCAACUUGUGCUGGUGGCGAACACGUCGAUAGCUAUUCCGAAUCUGCCCAGUGCACUUAUCAAAUCGUCGACAGUGGGCAUUGUCAACCAUGAAGUAGUGUCCGGCAGCACGCACAAUGCGCAGUUGAAGACAUCGCACGGCAAGCGCUGUCAGCCUCAGACCGUAUCCGGGUCAUAUACUGCAUCAAAUCAAAACAACUCGGCGCCAGUUUAUUAUCCGGAAAGCAAAAUUGUGCCAACUGCUUUAACAAAAACGGCAACAGUUGACAGUCACAGGGACAAUAAUAUCGAUGUGACAAAAAAUGCCAUCGACAACGAUCUGAAGCAGAAAAAUAACAGACACAUUUGUGUCGAGGGCGCAACCAGCCGAUCUCUGGGCGGGGAACAGCAGCCAACGAGCAAGACCACAAAAAUGAUGGAAUCCCCAGAAGCGUCUGUUGUAAAACACCAUCAAACUGUCGGAGAGAAGAGCUGCGACAGCAAGCGAUCAUCUAUUGCCGAUCAAAAAUCGACAUAUGGUCGACUGCGCGUGCUUGCCGCUCCGGCAAUUGGCAGCCAGAUUGAGAUGGCCAAAUUAAGUGAUCAGGAGCAUCAGGAGAUUAAUGCUAUUUGCAGCAAUGGUAGUCUGACGCCCAAGAACGUUAUCUGUCAGCGCGACCAGAUGCUGAUUGGAAUAACAACGAGCACUACGAUAUCGCCAACCAAUCGCCGCUCGGCAACAUCAACCAAUCUGCGUCUAUCGUCCCUGCUCAGCAGCAGCGGCGGCGGCGCUGGCUCCGGACCCAUUACGACGACCCAUGCCAAGAGCAGCACGGCUGGCGACCAUUCGGUCACCCAGUUCGCAUUAAUCGACGAUGAAAAUGUGUCGGCGCUUCAGCAGGUAACGAAGGGCGGCGGAGCCCUUACGCUGGCUUCCCAAUGGAAGAGUCAGUUUGACGAUUCCGAAGACACAACCGACAACGAAUGGAAGCAGGAGCCACAGUCACAACCAAAUUUGGAUCAAUUUACUAAAGCGGACGUGUCAUUGCCGUUAAUACGCCGAACCUCUAACUUACCCGUAACUCGUAAAGCAAAACCAUCCGAGAAUCAAAAUGUUAAGAGAUACACACUUAACAUAGCUGGAAUUGAGAACUAUGAGACGUUGCAAAUGUCCAUACCGCACUGCUGGUCCGAGCCUGCAAUGGGUAAUGUAUUACGCAAAGAGCUAGAGCCACCUGCUGUCCAGCAAGCAGCCUUUGAUGACACUGUGUAUCGCAUGGAUAUAGCGAGAAACGUUUGUGUUCGUGAAUCUCUAUCGGAAAACGCGCCAUUGUCGAAUCAAAAGGCGUCGACUAAUUUCUCCACAAUUGCAUCGUUCAAGGAUGCUGCUGCUGCUGCUGCUGAUAUCCAUUCAAAUAAAAGUCAAGCCACUUGCGAGCAUCGCAAUAGCCUUCCCAACGUAUGCCUGAUAGAUAUUUUUGAUGAAAAGCCGGACCCAAAUACAAAUCAAACCACAAAUACGCAUAUUGAGCUACAGCAGGAUGCCAUCAACAGGACGAACAGCGCCGUCGUCGCAGUGCCUUGGUGUGUUAAAACAACAUUUUGCCAGAGGAGCAACCUACCGCCUACCACAGAUCCACUGGAUAUGCCGGGUCCUCAUGGAGCCAACCGAGUGGCCGAUGCAGCUAUUCAGAAUAACGACAAUUGUGUUAGCGGGCGACUUGAAAUUCGUGUCAUUCCGAAAGAAAAUUCGCACAUAGACGACUCAGUCUACUACGAUGCCUUAGCAGCCACUACUAAAACACCAAUAAACGCUUACAAAGUUUCUAAACAGGACGUAGUAUCUGGUGAUAUGCAUGCUUUGGACCUAAAUGAUAAGAUGUCAGUAAACUGUGAUGAUAAUGAAAUGGCAGCAACAAUUUCUGCCUUCACAAAUCGAACUGCUAAUUGUCAUGCACUUGUUACUCAAGAGGUGCUUGAAACGGCCAACGAUUUCAAUCCGUGCAGAUAUCAAUUUGGCGAUGAAGCUAUCAAGGGCAAUGGUGAGAGCCAGAUUGCUCCCUCAGACUCGAAUCCACGAAUCGCGGGUGUCAGUAGCCGAAUCGAAUCGAGCGGCGGAGUCUUCGAUAUAGCUGACGGUGGAUGUGAAGUGCCAUCAUCGUGUACACCUAGUAAGAUUCCUGUACUUACUUCCAAUUUGCGUCAAGCGAAAUGUGCCUCUUGGAGUGGUGUUGUUGACACAACAGCAGCAGCAACAUCUGACUCUCACGGACAACAAAUUCUUGAGAUUCCACAAAACGAGAUGCAAACAACCGCUGUGGACCCUUCCCGAACUCACCAUUAUUCUAGUGCAUUACAAAAUUAUCCAAAUAUUAUGGAUUUAACACCAGGUUUGCGUCGCCGUCGUGAAUCUACAGAAGGAAAGUACGUGACAGAUCCCACACAAUUAAAUCUAAGAUUUCAACGACCACAAGCUCGGAUCUCUAGUAGAACUCGUGCGGUUCCUACAACAAUGUUGGGCAAUUUCGAUGAUCUAUCAACGGAUAUCAGCAAUGAUCAUGCUGGCAGGGAAAUCUGUGAAGACAAUACUAGCUUUGGAACCUUAUCGUGUAAGGCAGCAGCAGCAGCAGUCUCACACAAUGAAGCACGAAAUCAAAAUACAGUCGAGCCUCCAAUACGGAAUGAUAUUUCGCCUCCACCGGGCGAUCCCAAAAUAGAAAAUAGUGCACGCCUUCGUCGCUACCGGCAUAACAUAGAAUAAUUCAAAAGCUUUUUAAAAACAACAACAACAGCAACAAAAAGAAGCAAUAGUAUCGAUGCAUGGUAAUGGACCGAAAUAUAUAUAUAUAUAUAUAAUUUAACUUACUCGCUUACACAUAUGUAUGAUUGGGAGAUUCAGAUAUUGUACUUUGAACGAUUCAUUGCCAUAAAAUUGGGUAUAUUGGGUAUUGCCCAAAUAUGUAUGUAAUAGACAGCAAGAUGCACGGACACGGGCCUCUUCAAUUAUUGUAUAUAUUCUUAAUCAAGAUGACGAACUGAGAAGAUCUAACUAUGUUCGUCUGUCUAUUUGUCGGUCCGUUGGAUCUCAGAAAGCAGAUGGGCUAGAGACAAAUACAUUUAUUCUCCUCUUCUGAAAGUUUAAGGUUUAAUUCUUAAAAUUUUGUUACGCAUGAAAUAAUAAAUUGUAUCAUCAUUUGCAUAUUAUUGAUCACAAGCUAAAGAUACAACAAUCAAAUAGAGGUUAUAUUUAUUCGGAGAUCGUAUUUCUUGGAAAAGAAAUGAAGUGUAUUUCAAAUAA
Molecule: messenger RNA, 5105 nt
Organism: Drosophila montana
Lineage: Eukaryota; Metazoa; Arthropoda; Insecta; Diptera; Drosophilidae
Gene: Asator
Product: asator
Exons: 14
Coding region: 117-4568 (1483 amino acids)
Biological process (GO): signal transduction; peptidyl-serine phosphorylation
Cellular component (GO): cytoplasm; nucleus
Molecular function (GO): protein serine/threonine kinase activity; ATP binding
Source: RefSeq, a predicted model, not a curated record